UUGCUGGACUCGGGGUGGGGAGUGGGAGUGUGGUGGAAGCCGGGGACAAAGACCUUUGCCAGAGAGGAUCUGGUAGCUAGAAUAGCUGCCAGCCAAAGUGCUAGCCUGUGCUGAUGCCUGGACACCCCCGUUCUUGUCAGCAUUCCAGAUCGAACCCUCUGUCAUUCUCUGUCACAUCUGGCCAUAAGAGAGGGUGGCUUUUGUCACAGCCCAGGCACUUACUUUUGAAUCUGAGAUUGGGAUUACUUGUGUGCUGCGCUGACUCACAGACCCCCAUGUCUUUUUUCUUUUGUUAAGGUUGAUCUCCCCCAUCCUGUGUCUAUUGCACUUUUUAAAAAUCAGUACAGGAGCUUGCGCUCAUCCCUGUUAUAUUCAUGUGUAAGAUAUGACCUAUUUUUCUAGGUUGUCGAGAUGCUUACGGACAUUGAAUCUGUUGCCUCGUGCAUUAACUACCCCUUGAAACGUCUUGUCAUCUUUGAGUUUGAUCAGCAGGUCUUUAGUGUCCUCUUUUGAUAUUCCCAAGAGUUCUGAUCAAUGAAGAAACAUACAUCACACACCACAGACCUCCCUCCAAACUACCAUUUCCCCCACUAAUAAGCAUUUCACCAUUUGGUUGCUUAAGUAGGUAUAAACUCUGUCUGCCCUCUGGUCAGUGUUUCUCCCAAGGGUGUCUUGAAGAACUUGGUAGCUGGAGCUGGAUCUUGAAAGGCAGCCUUUAGCUAUUGCGAAAGAAGCAGAGACAUGUGCCACUCCCUUUAGUCACAUUUACUGCGUGUUGGCCCGUGCCAGGCAUGAGGAUGGAUAAAGGAUCGGGAGCUUGUAGUGCAGUGAGAGGCAGACAGAAAAACAAACACUCUUACCAGAAUCUUUCCGAGUUGUGGGGGCACUGAUGUGGUUUAACUAAUGGAGCUGUGGCGGUAGGCCAUGCGUCAGGGGUUUCAAGGGCUAGGUGAUAGAGAAGUAGGGUCUUGCAAGGGGAGGCUCACGGUCCAAGGUCCUUUUACUCUCAGAGGAUGGGCAGAUCCUGGCAGAAGCAGAUGGACUCAGCACAAACCACUGGCUAAUCGGGACAGACAAGUGUGUGGAGAGGAUCAACGAGAUGGUGAACAGGGCCAAACUGGAAGCAGGGGUGGAUCCUCUGAUCCCUCUACGAAGCUUGGGCCUGUCCCUGAGCGGUGGGGUGCAGGAGGACACACUGAGGAUCCUGACGGAGUUGCUGAGGGACCGAUUUCCCCACCUGAGUGAAAGCUACUUAAUCACCACCGACGCCGUGGGCUCCAUCGCCACAGCAACACAGGAUGGUGGGAUCGUGCUCAUCUCUGGGACAGGUUCCAACUGCAGGCUCAUCAACCCCGACGGCUCUGAGAGCGGCUGUGGCGGCUGGGGCCACAUGAUGGGGGACGAGGGCUCAGCCUACUGGAUCGCACACCGAGCAGUGAAAACAGUGUUCGACUCUAUUGACAACCUAGAGGCGGCUCCUCAUGACAUUGGCUACAUCAAACAGGCGAUGUUCAGCUACUUCCAGGUGCCCGAUCGGCUAGGAAUCCUCACCCACCUGUAUAGGGACUUUGAUAAAUGCCAGUUUGCUGGGUUUUGCCAGAAAAUUGCAGAAGGUGCCCAGCAGGGAGAUGCCCUCUCCCGGUUUAUCUUCAGGAAGGCUGGGGAGAUGCUGGGCAGACACGUGGUGGCAGUGUUGCCUGAGAUUGACCCGGUCUUGUUCCAGGGGAAGAUGGGCCUCCCCAUCCUGUGUGUGGGCUCUGUGUGGAAGAGCUGGGAGCUGCUGAGGGAAGGUUUCCUUCUGGCGCUGACCCAGGGCCGAGAGCUGCAGGCCCAGAACUCCUUCUCCAGCUUCACCCUGAUGAAGCUGCGACACUCCUCUGCCCUGGGUGGGGCCAGCCUCGGGGCCAGGCACAUCGGGCACCUCCUCCCCAUGGACUACUCUGCCAAUGCCGUUGCCUUCUACUCCUACACCUUCUCCUAAGGGGCUGGCCCUGGCUCCACCCCUCCAAGCCCAGUGGACACUGGGUGCCGGAAAGGAGGCUUUUUUCCUUUUUUUAAAGAAAAACACAUCUAAAAGAGAAUAAAUGCACUUUACCCACUCCCCAAUUAGAUCGUGUUACCAAGCACA
Mirounga angustirostris (Northern elephant seal) is the source of this 2128-nucleotide messenger RNA. RefSeq names its product N-acetylglucosamine kinase (gene NAGK). Gene Ontology annotation, molecular function: N-acetylglucosamine kinase activity. NCBI's taxonomy places the organism in Eukaryota, Metazoa, Chordata, Mammalia, Carnivora, Phocidae. The record is from RefSeq and is a predicted model, not a curated record. The transcript is spliced from 10 exons. The coding region runs from base 1100 to 1981 and encodes 293 amino acids.